Molecule: messenger RNA, 4992 nt
Organism: Bombus huntii
Lineage: Eukaryota; Metazoa; Arthropoda; Insecta; Hymenoptera; Apidae
Exons: 4
Coding region: 2371-3333 (320 amino acids)
Source: RefSeq, a predicted model, not a curated record
AGGCUUUCUGUCAACUACGAACUCUCGGACGGAAAAGAUACCCUGUCAACAUAUCGCGACGUGUAUGAUCGACACGAAAAGUUCUCUAUAAUCCAACAGUUUUACAGUGAAACGUUUCGUUGAUAACGUGACACUCGGACAAAAUUCGACACCGUGUGCGAUUGUGAACGUCGGUUUACACUUCGUUUUGUAUUCCGUGCGUGUAAACGUUAGGUAACAGCCUUCAGUGAAAUUCUGUUUACAUUCGAAGUCGUGCCCAAGUAUCGACACAACUUGUUCAGGAGUGUAUAUAACGGAUAGUGAUAGAGGAAUAUAAUUUAAUCACGAAAUACCUACACCUUAUGAGGAUUAUAUGGGUUCAUGGAGGACAAGUGAUCGGAUGCAGCAAGUGUGAUUAGAGUGAUACAGUGAUACUGUUCGAUCGUAUCGAUCGAUAGGAAGAGAGAUGGUGACAAUUAACCAUAUCGCGAGGCAGUGUCACGUGGUGUGCGGCUAAGUGGCACGUGGCUGUGUCUCGUUUGAAUGCGUUUUAGAGUGACACAGGAAGCAUCUCUUAGUUUUCUGCAGCAGGUUACCAGAAGUCAACGCGGAAGCCGACUACUGCAGUACCGUAAACACAUUGUACAGUAGAGUGUACGUAAAUCAUUAGACGAAACAAUCUCUUUGAAAUUGUAUUUAAUUCCAUUGGAACACCUAAAUGUUGUUUAAUUGGAUGAUUAACGAACUGAGAGGAAUAUAGUCGAAUGGUAUCGUCGGUGAAAAACAUGUGUCUUUCAGGAAAAUAGUGGAUAAUUAAUUCGGUUACUAAUUAGUCGCUGACCAAAGUGACAAAUACGGGUGGUUGACGAACUGGUUGGUUCGACGGAUUUGCUGAUUAAACUCGCCAUCGGAUGACCUGGUAGUGUUCGGAUGAAAGGGCGGGCUAAUGAGACCGGGGAGACGCCUCGAAACCUUCUCGUAAGAACGCGGUAGAUACCGGAAGGACGGACGGAAAGUAUCGGCAAGAUUGGCAAUUUCCAUCGAGAGUGGAUAGAAAAAAGAUGUGGGUCACUUGAAGUAUAUGAGCAACUGCAACCGGUUUCUCUUAGCUAUUAUCGAGCAACUAAGCGAUCCGUGAGCUUCAGCAGUGCGUAUGGUCAAGAGUCUGGGAUAAUAGUGAUGUGAGAAUUUUGAAAAAAUUAAAUGAGUUUUAUCGUGAGAUUAUAAAAAGUGGUCAAAGGUGAUUUAAACAUAGUGUCGACAAAAUGAUUUGUUAAGAAUAUUUCAAGUUUGAAAUGAAUUUCCAAUAUAAGGAUUAAAUGUAUGUAAAUUUCUCAAAGUCGAUCUAUCGCUUCGAGUUAUGGUGAUCGAACUGAUCUAGGUAUCUAUAAAUUCUAAUAGAUUGGAUUAUUGGAAACGUUUGAAGCUUGUGCCCCAACGUUACACGAAGAAAAUAUAUAUACAUCCGUUAAAGAGAAGCUAUUUCCUCGAUUUACGUUCCAGCAUAGAAAUAUAAUUAUAAAAGAUGAUCGACGUGAUUUGUGUGUCUAUAAAUCGGAUUAUCGGAACUGGAUAAAUUGGAUUCUUGUUGAAACAUAAAUCUCCUAAAAACCAUCUAUUUCCCCGACAUACGUUCCGCUAUAAAAACAUAAUUAUAAAAAGUGACAAAAGCGAUUUAAGUAUCUAUAAAUUUCAUUAGAUUGGAUUACUCGAUCUAAUCGAGUCUGUGAUCCAAAGAUACACGAAAAAGAUACGAAUUGUCUUAUAAAGGAUUUAUUUCCUCAAUCUACAUUAUCCAGUUAUAAUUAUAAAGUGUAAUUAAAGUGAUUCUAUCUGUCUAUAAAUCCGUGCAUUAAACUAGAUUAAAACAAAAGAAGAAGAAAACCUAAAUCUCCAAAGAGUGACUUAUAUUGUUAAUUUUUAAGCAAAGGAUCAAUCCAAAAUAGAAGAACUCUGAUAAUAGCGAUAUUUCUGAUCAAGCCCAAAAAUCAAUGUUUCAAUAAUCUGGAAUCACGAAUAAAGAGCGGAGGAAACGUUCGAGACGGUAUUACAUCUCGCCACCUCGAUCCAAACGAUCCGAAUGUCCCCGCCCAUCGAACGUUUCGACGUUCGGUGUCGACCACGAAUUGCUGGAAGAAUUCGAAGGAGCCUUUGAAAUUCUAGGACGAGAUCGGAAAAGAGCAAGAGGAUAAAAGGGAGGAGAGGAAGUGUAAUCUAGUAAGGUGGAAACUCGCCAAGUGGUAAAGAAGUGCGAGGUGUCCUGGAUCGAGGCUAUCCAGGUGUCCCAAUCUGUUGGAUUAACAGUCGCAGGGUGCAAAUUACAAGACGCGAGUGGUUCCCUCGAGGGACGACCGGUCUGCGCGGAGACAUUUCUCAGAUGUCGAGCGAACGAUGAAGCACUCGAGGCGAGCGAGUGGCUCGAGUGUCACUUCGAUCGCGAGCGAUUCGUGUUCCAGGUGCAAGGGGAUGUGUCCGACGAAAAUGCGGCUCGCGCUACUGCUGCUCUGCUCUCUGUUCGGGACAGGAGCCUCCAUACAGCUUCUAAGGCUAGAUGUGCCGAAGAUGGCGGACCCAAGAUGGGAGAAGGUGAUACUAAAAUGCGAGUACGAUCUGGGCGGUGAGGAUUUGUAUUCCGUCAAAUGGUACAAGGACGGGGCUGAGUUCUUCAGGUUCAUGCCAGGCUCGAGACCUCCUGGCCGUAAUUUCUCCGUUGAUGGAAUAUACGUUGACGUGAACAAGAGCGACAGCAAACAGGUGACGCUGUUGGGACAGGCGAACAAUCGAAGAGGUAAGGUGAACCUCAUGGGAUCGUACGGUUGCGAGGUGUCCUCGGAGGGGCCCAGUUUUCUUACGAUCUACGGCGAGGCAAACAUGAGCGUUGCUAUCCCACCAAAGGAACGACCCAGUCUGCGCGGUCUUCGACCGUCUUACGAAGUGGGUGAGACACUCCAAGUGGAAUGCAGUUCCGCGGCCAGCUACCCUCCAGCCCAGCUCGUCUUUAUCCUCAACGGGAAAGAGGUGAACAAAGUGUUGACCAGAGAAUUGCCAAGCUCAGCCUCCUCAGAGGAUAACAUCGUAUCCUCGACGCGACUAGGGCUGACUCUACGCCUGGAACGACACCAUUUCCCCGGAGGAACUUUGAAUCUCAGCUGUCAGUCCACUUUGCCAGGGAUCAUGGACGCGAGGGCGCUUGAGAGAACGGAAACCGCAACGUUGGCCGCCAGCAAUCAACGACUGGCGCAAGAACCGCCUAGAUCCGGAUGCAUCGUAAACCUUCCAUCCCUGUUCGUCAUGACCUGCUGUUUCUUACUGCGAUCGUUUAAUCACGGUAUAUUAGCAGUUUCUUAUGUUUAACCUACGACCAGUUGGAAAUCGCCACUGGAGCUCGUUCGAUCGUUCUGGGAUCACUUUGUUCGGUAAUGUUACUUUACAGGUUUGGGUAUACUCUGAUUGAAAUAUAAAUAAAAAUAUUGUAUCGUUUUAGAUGCUUUAUUAGUUUUAUUUUGGAAUUAAUUAAAUGUUUAAAAGUAACAUAAGAACUAUUUUGUGUCCAAAUUCGAUAAUUGUAUAUUUUAUGUUUUAGUCAAUUCUUUCAAACAAAAGUAUAAACAAUUUGGAUUUUAAUAUAAAAUUGAAUUUUAAAUGGCAUGUGUUUGAAACUUAUGUGGUACAACUAGGUUGUUAUAUAAUAUAUAUAACAAGAUUUGCAUCCAGAGUAAUUUUAUAUCUAAUUAUAUUUUAAUAAUACGUAUUUGAAAAAUUAUGAAAUAAUCGGUUCUCGAAUAUUUUAUUUACAUAAAACAUAUUCACGACUAUCAAUCGAAUAUGCUCAAGCUUGUUGCCUCUCAAAUAUCGAAAGAAGCCAAAAGAUCCAACUUUUCUUCUGCUAGUGUGUGAUUUCGUUUCUCCUGCGGAAGCUCUCGUUGAUAUUUCGUGCGAGCAAUUUUUAAGAAAUUUCCCUAAUUUUUCAAUGCAACUGAAGAUUAAAAAAAAUUAGAUUUCAUUAGCCUUUUUAAAUUUUAGGCCGAUAUUAGUCAGGAAAACAACUUUUUUUUUAUUCUUCGCUAUCACUGUGAAAUUCAUCGUAUCACAGAAAAUUGCUCGCAUUAGACGUCUUCUCAGUCACAUUCGCGGGCAAAACUUUUUUCUUAACUUUUCACUGACAAAGAGAAAAUCUUACAAAAAGAAGAAGAGACAAAAUUACUGUUACUAGGCUUUUUGAAUUCGUUUGUUAGGCGAAAAUUAGCCUUGAAACGAAUUUUUUCUUCACUGCCACCAUGAAAUUUCGUUGCUCAUGCAGAAAAGACUCUUGUUAAAAAUAAUUCCACGAAGGAAUUUUACGUACACGCAUGUAAUAUGUUAAUAUACGUGUGAAUAAAUGCAUAGGAUGAAUAAAGUACGUGAAGUAUAUGAUUCAAGUAUAUCAAUGGUCAUGUAGAGGAGAUGGAAAGCGAAGAUGAAAAAGCUCUAUAGCAAUAUAAUUUAAUUGAAACAGCGAGUCGUUUACGCAAGACGCGACAUUGUACAUAGUGUAUGAUUGUGAAUUAGAUUUAUGACGGUGUGUAAUUAAAAAAAAGAGAGGGUGGGUCGGGGUAAACACGGUGAAAGUAAGCAGGAGAAUUCAUUAGGAUCUCGAUGAGGAUGAAGUGAUAUCACAAUCACGCGACGUGUGAUUCGUUUUACGAAUAUUAAAAAAUAAAGCGAGAGAGUGAUUGGUAUCGAACGACAAAAGGCAUAAAUUUGAAUCGAUGGCGGUUGAAGUAUAGGGAGAUUCACGUUUAUGGCGUUCGGGAUAAUUGAACUGUUCUUUUUUUUCUCUUGGAUCUCUCGACGCAUCCUUUUUGGUGGCGUACAAGAAUUUAUAUAUACAUACAUAAAUAUAUUAUAUAUAUACAUAUACGUAUAUGUAUACACGAUGAUGAAUUCGUCAUAUUUACGUUUUACUGUAAUUUUACAUGAUCCAUAUCUGAUCGUUAUGACAUUUCAAACAAUAAAGAGGAACAUCAGGCAGAA